ACUCUACUACAAGAAGAACCCGUCAUACUAACGGAAUUCACCGCCGUCUUUUCUGUAUCUGCAUCUUUUCGUACUGAAUAUUUUUAUCUCGUCCUGAGAAACGAAACUACAUACGUACUCAGUCACCAACCGUGUAAAAAGGCCGCAAGCUGCCCUCUCGUAGUACAACGUCCACCUGAGUGCAGUCGUUUCGAGCAGAUCGCAGGGAUUUUCAUCGGGCUCUUCGUCCUCUGCGCUAUUGAAAUCGCUUGAGUUGUUUGCAGACGUUGAAGUACUAUAAUUUACGAGCAAAAAUUAUAACUACCCGUGUGAGGUUAAUAUUAAAAAACUCGUUGUACUGACGUCAAUUCUUCUUCUUGUGCGAAACACUACAGCUUGUUUUUUUCGUAGUGAAGAACUCACCUCUACGACGAAAUCAUAACACGACCCACCAAGAUUUCAUCCACAAACUACGAUUUUUAAGCUCAUCUGGGCUCCGGCUUCCAUCCCUCGAGGGCUGCGUUUACAACUAUCGCAAAGCUUAACACGACUACGAAGAGCGUUCUGAAGGAUUUGUGUCCCGGUAGCUUUCAACGUCUUCGCGAACCAAUUUUUACCUUGAAAUUUUCACCACACAACAAGAACCUUCAUAAAAAAUUAUCACUCUAGCUGGUGUGCCUUCUACCGGACGAGUUGUGGGCACCCGGAGCUAUACAAUUGGUUGCGGGCUGAUUCAUUUGACCAUUAUGUUCUUGUAAAAAACAAAACUACCACAACAUGGCGACGCUUACGCAAACCAUCACCAAGCAGCCCAGGAUCUGCAAGGAGGGUGGGACUGAAGGUAUAGAUUUAAUACGAUUUAUUUUCGUAGAACUAGAAUGAUACAGACAAAAGUUGGAGGUUUUGACGCCCUGGUAGAAGACCACGUGUGAAAUUUAAUAAGUAACUCAAGUAGAAUAAGAUGUUGAUCUUGAUGCCUGGGUACUGCUCUCGCAUUAAUGCCAGUCUCGCAUAAUGUACAGGGAGGUCGUUGGGGUUCCACUUCCACCUUGGAAAAAUAAACAAUAAAACGCUAUAUCAUAUCAGGUGUCUUCCUUCCCUUCAGCGACGAUGAGCACGAGACGGAUGACGCCCUCCGGGCGGUGCUCUACAUCUUCUUCCUCGGGUGGCUCUUUCUGGGGGUCGCGAUCUCCUCGGAUACGUUUAUGUCCGGCAUUGAAAAAAUUACCAGUCAGAAGAAGCGGGUGAGGCACCCGACCGACCCCGCAAGAAUGGUCACGGUCACGGUUUUAUGGAUUGCAAAUAUGUCUGGGUCUGGAAGAAUGCAUGUUUGUCAUGCUUGUCUGGCAUGACUGUUAAAUCUGUCAUGCACGUUACCCAAGAGCUGCGUUUUUCUGUGAUGCAGAAGCGCAGUUUGUCAUGCAGAAUAGGCAACACCUAGGAGCUCAGAAACUUGUCAUGCUGAGCCAGCAUUUGUAGCCUCAUCAUGAGACGCUACCCAGCAUCACAAGUUCCCAGACCCAGACAUUUUUACAUUUGAUAGGUUUGGAACGACACGGUGGCGAACCUGACCUUAAUGGCCUUCGGAUCCAGCACGCCAGAAAUUUUGCUGUCGAUUAUCGAGCUCGUCAGUAUAGAGAUAUUUCUUUUCUUUUUUUCGAACAUACUGUAUAUGCAUAAUGAUAGCCCGUGCUUGCCGUACUUGCACUGAUAUUAAAACUGCAUGACAAAGAAAGUUUCUAUUGGCUAUCAUCGCAAUAGAAUAUGCAAGAAAAAAUUCUGAAAAAAUCAUUACCAUGAUCAUUCCCUAUAGGUAAGGACUUCUUCACGGGUGACCUCGGUGCGAACACCAUCGUCGGGUCCGCGUCCUUCAACUUGUUUCUGAUCAUCGGGCUCUGCAUUUCCGUGAUUGGGUCGCACGAAGUGCGGAUGAUCAAGGACAUGACGGUCUUCGGCAUCACCGCGUUUUUCGCCAUUUUUGCCUACCUCUGGCUCUACUUUGUGCUCCAAAUCGUCACGCCGAACAUCGUGGACAUCUGGGAGGGCGUGGUCACCUUUCUCAUGUUCCCCGGCCUCGUGCAGAUUUGCUACAUGGCCGACAAGGGCAUGUUUUCCAGCUCCCGCGACGAGGUGGUCACGGAGAAAGUCACCUACAGCGGUAUGAGCGAAGACGAAAUCGCAGAGUAUGCCGAAAAUCUGCGGGCGAAAUUUGGUAUUUUGAUAGAGAUUUUAUACGGCGUGGCUGGCUCUGGUGUUUGUUAGAAGAAGGGCAAAAAUUAUUCUUGAUCCGACAGUACCGCAUGUUUGCUUUUCAAAGAGGAAGACGGAACUACGGGCAGCACAAAUGGUCAAUCUCUUCUUAGUGGCUGCAAAAACUACAGAAUUUUAGCUAUAAUGAACUGAUAGAAUACGAAAAAGAAAAACACGGCAUCGAAAUAAACUUUUUUCAGGCAAGGAACUUCCUGAGGAUACGAUUUUGAAGCUGCUGGAAAAGGAGUUGCGACCCAAGAAAACACGGGCGACCUACCGACAGGAAGCCGUGAAGGGCAUGAAGCGUGGGUCCGCGACCAGCGAGGGCAAUCCAAGUUCCAAAGACAGUGCCGCAACAAACGUGCCGCACGUCUUUUGGGACGUGCCGGACAACCACUUUGUCUGCCUCGAAUGCGCCGGGACGGUGCAAAUCCCAGUCAAAUGCUUUUCCUCGACAAAAACGGUAUUGAUAAUAAGAAGGGAUAUUUUUGUGCUUUUUUCUUUUUCAUCAGUUGCUUUACGAACACAGCACCGGUACUAGGUUGUUGUAGCUCCUCUACCUCCUGUAAUUUUCAAUACCAUCAUCACUACACGAACACGUUUUGGUGCGUAUGUUUUCGGUCCAUGUAGUUGUUGACAGUAGACCUAGAAGCCUACUUUAUUCAAGUUGGAGGUCAACAAGAACUACCUCUGCAUCAAGAAAGCUAUGACCCUAAAAACUACUAUCAGGCUGUGCUCCACUACGAAACGCGCGAUGGCACGGGGAAAGACAAAACGGAAUACGUCGCGACGAGCGGGAAGCUAGAAUUUUCCCCCUCCACCAACGAGGAAACACAGUAUGUCUCCGUGCAGAUAUGGAUUGCAAAUAUGUCUGGGUCUGGAAGAGUGGAACUUGUAAUGCUGUCUGCGGAUUCUAAAAAAGUCUGUGUUGCAUGAGCAGCAAGAGGAGUCAGCUCUUGGCACGCAGAGAGGGCAUUUCUCAUGCGUAAUUAGCAUCAAGAAGCUCGCAAAAAAUCCGUGAUGCCAGCACCAGCAUCACAGACCUCACGGGCCAUGCAGAAUGUGCAUGCAGAAUGUGCAUGACAAGCCCCGACUCUUUCAGACCCAGACAUUUUUGCAGUUGAUAGCAGAUUGUUGACGACGAUAUAGUGGAACCCGACAUGGACUUCUACAUUGACAUCUUCCCAGAAGCGGGCACCUGUGAAGUCUUGUACUAUCAAUAAAAGAUAUUGGUUUUCGUUUUUUAAAUUUGGUUGGUAGAUAUUAUGUUCCUGUUCCAAAGGAAUUGAAAAGUCGUGGUGCCGUGAUUGUUCAACAUCAGACGUCGCAUGUAGUCGAUGAAACAGAAAGAACCGCGAGAGCAACAUAGUGAAAAUACAAGAACUACCCUAAAUUAAUGAUAUUAUUAAAACAGCGGUCCCACCCUCCACGUGACCAUCAUUGACGAUGACUUCCCGGGGGUGCUGCAAUUUGAAGCCGAGGAAAUCAAGAUUCCCCAUGGCGCCCAAUCGAUCGAGGCGAAAGUGGUGCGAAGGAAGGGCGGCAACGGGGAGCUGAAGUGCAAGGUGAAAACGGAAGAGGGCAGCGCGAAGGAAGCCGUGGACUUUGACCCCAUCGAGGAAGACGAUUUGGUCUUUGAGGACCAGGAAAUCGAAAAAACGAUCACGGUAAAUCUCCGACCCACGGCCACACGCGUAAGGGACAAAUUGGAAUUCCGUCUCUCGCUCACCGACGGACCGUUCAACCCGGAUACCGACGGCGGCGAGGAUGCAUGUACUACUGAUUAUUGUUUUUCGGAUUUUUUUUUUGUUGUCGGGUAAUAAAUACUUAUUGCUUAGACCACUAGCACGUCGAUUGAUAAAAAAAAAUCUGCGUGUUCUUGCAGCGAAAGGCUGCAAUAUCUGUUUACUGUACCGAAACGCUUUAUUGCGUUCAUUUCAGCAGCAUGCAGAAGAUGUUGGUAUUUUCAAAAAUAAAUCCCAUUUCCAACACCAUCAGGCUUUCUGUCCUUCGUUUUCGCUGCGGAGGGCGAAAAAACGGACAUGCUCUUGAAGGCGAAGUCGAGGCUAAGUGGAACUUACGACCGCAUGUAUGCAUUGCAAAUAUGUCUGGGUCUGGAAACUUGUGAUGCAAUAAAGGGAAUAGUGAGCAGACUGUAAUGCGCUGCCAAGCAUGUUGACAAGUUUUUCCGUGGUUCUGAGUUGCGUACUCCGCAUGAGAAACUGCGUUUUUGCAUGACAGAUUAUAUGAGCUGUUCGCGGCUACGCAAUACAGAGUUUAGAGUCAUGCCAGACUAGCAUGACAAAUCUCGCAAACUCCCAGACCCAGACAUUUUUGCAUUUGAUAGCAUGUUCGCAGGGACAACCUCAUGGGGACAGCAAUUUGUGUCGGCGUGCUACUGUACAACUACUAUUUAUCGAAAAUAAUUUGAUUUUUGUUCCUUGAGCACAACAUCGUAGUACAUGAGUUGCACUAUUGCAGCAAAGAGUUGUCCGAAGAAGUUCGUCUUCUAGGUACCACAUCGCAUGAUGAAAAAAAGUGCACAGUAGAAAUCGGAUCCAGCACAUAAUUAUUCGCGAUUAUCGAACCAAAUCCUUUCAACUACAUCUUCAUCACAGGCGGCGGCAGCAAGGAGGAGCAGGCGGAAGCGUCGUGGGGCGAAAUGGUCCUGCACGUGUUUUCCAUUCCCUGGAACCUGCUUUGCGCGUGCGCCCCGCCACCGUCGUACGGAAACGGGUGGGCGGUGUUCUACGCCGCUCUCGGGAUUAUCUGCUUCCAGACCGCGAUAAUAGCCGACGUGGCCGAGAUGGUCGGGUGCACACUGGACAUUCCCGAUAUGGUCACCGCCAUCACCCUGGUUGCGCUGGGAACUUCCUUGCCCGAUACCUUCGCCUCCCGAACGGCGGCGCUGCAGGAUGAGUACGCAGAUUCGUCGGUAACCAACGUGACGGGAAGCAACGCAGUGAACGUCUUCGUCGGGCUGGGUGUCCCGUGGACAAUGGGGGCGAUUUAUUGGUCAAUCGAGGGUAAAAAUCCUAAGGAUUUUUUUUUGUUUAUCAUUUUUUUAGUUGACAGAAGUAGCUGCUUCUUACAGUUGUUUUGCACUUCUUCGUUGUAUCAAUCUUCAUUCGGGUGAAGAUCCGUAAAAGGAAUAAUUUUGUUUGCCAUGUCCUAAUACACUUCAUUCAGUAGUUUUCUGUGUGACUGAUCUAGAUCUUGAUGUGAAAAAAUAAAAAUCUCUACCCCCUCAGGUGUUACGUGUGAAUGGAUGCAGAAGAUUGCGACCGUGAAGUCCGGGCUUCAAAUCAUGAAAGAUAACCCAGAUGGCGGUCUCGUGCACUACGGUGAGGAGCUGGGUUAUUCCGUCAUGAUCUACACCGUCGGCGCUUUGAUCGCGAUCGGCGCGCUCCUGUACCGAAGAAAAGCGGUGGGUGGGGAGUUCGGCGGCCCGGCGGGACUCAAGUACGGCGUCAGCCUUCUGUUCGUGUUCUUGUGGACCACCUACAUUGCGCUUUCCUCCUGGGUCUCCAUCGAGGCCGACAACAGCCGGCCGGCUAUCAAGGUCCUCGGAGGACUGCCAGCUUUGUGUAUCCCUUCUAUGAAGGCCGCGGCGCUAAACACUCCGCAAUAAGUAAGGUACUGAAAUGAAAUUGAAAAAAAGUAGUACUGCUGCUCAGUGGGCAAAGUACACGACGACGACGAUCCGUAGUAGUUUUUGAAAACCGUCUUUCUGUUCCCCGGCAGACGACAUGUUUUUCAUCAACCGCGCACGAGGUAGUUGCUAAGCAUAGUAAAGGAAUAUCAACACAAGCACGACUACGAGAGUAGUAAGUUGUCAAGAACGCAAUUUCUAAGUGCCAAAAUAAAUGUCACCGCUGCGGUAGAAGAUGAACAAAACUCAGAAGCAUACUAGUCCACCCAAGAACUACAUGCGAGCUUCGGAAGAACUAUCAUCCCCUCGAAGAUGUUACUUUAUUUGAAGAACUAGGUUACAAUAUGCGGCGUGCGUGAACUAGUUCAUCACGUCGGCACCGUCGAAGGAUGUGCGAUGAGCUUUCUUUUUUGUUGAGAUGCGUACGAGCAAAGUAUUGUGGCAAGAACAUCUUGUGGAAUUGUUUCGAAAUAAUUUCUAUGCUGGGCUAGAUCAUGGUCUUUGUUUUUUUGCAAAACAAAGUGAUGAAUGAAGACCGGUCUUUAAUCAUACACAGUUGUGAUGAGGCUCUGCUUGGAAUGAAACCGUUAUGUUGCACGAGCUCUUGCGGUUUCGAGCAGUUUUACCUAUCGAAGCGCAAAAGAAGUCAAAAAAUAUCAUUGGCGGAAUGAAACUGCAGCGCACAUGAUUCUUGCGAAAUAGAGCAGAAAUGGUUUAGUAAAUGUGCAAGACUAAAAUGGAUAGUUAACAUUUUCAUAUUCAUUUUGAUGGCAUCUUCUCAGAAUACGACAACUUCUGCAUGAAUCAGACUGGUAAAUGAACCGACUCAAAUGCCUUGUAUACAAGAAUCAAUCUUCCCUGUACAUUUCGAAAAUUUUCGCGGUAGCUCCUAUAAAACGAACUCCUUGACAAGACCUCAUCCUAGUAUGCCGACGUAGAAAUAAGCCUUCUAGGUGGACCACGGAACUAGUAGAACUAGAACUACGAGAAACAAAACGCUUGCAUGAAAAGCAAGCAGGUGAAGACAACAGUAGUCCGCGUUUGCAGCUUCUGCCCUGCCUCGUCCCCGCGAAAAGUAGGGUGGAAGCGAAAUGCAAGUAAUCCAAAAUUUUUUGCAGUGUAACACCUAGUCUAGUGCGACGAUGAGUAGUCUACUUAAAAACCAAAUUUAACAAAAAUCAUGUCCUCGUCCUAUGCAAGUUUCAAAAGUUACCCAAUUCGUUAUUUCCUGUCUGAAUGAUCACGAGAACAACGUGGAAUGAUACUUAUUAUAUGGUCAAGCAAGAGCAGGUCCAACGGCCGCGCCUGGUCGUGAGAACUAGUAGACGCUUGCUCUGAGCUGACCACAAGAAUGCUUACAAACGAACACUUGCUCGCCCUUCAACUUCGCCCUCUUUAGGUUCCCCAUGCUACUUCCUUCCGCUCUUGAAAAACGAAAUAACCAGCGAUCUAGGUGUGCUUUCCAUAUUUUAUUUUUAUUAAGUUUUAGAUUAGUUUACUUUGCUAUGCUUAUUGUUGUACUUCUCUUAGUAAGCUUUUGUGUAAAAAGGUAGUGUCAACACCGGGUGCUACAUGGAAGAUUUGAGAAUUCAGCUGCAUUUCACUACAAGUGUGCACGAAUUUACAGCACAGUUGAAUAUUAUAUGCUUUUGCACUACUUUGCAGAAUAUAUGUCAUCCAGCACCUCGUCAAGAAAUACAAAUGUGAAU
Molecule: messenger RNA, 7590 nt
Organism: Amoebophrya sp. A120
Lineage: Eukaryota; Dinophyceae; Syndiniales; Amoebophryaceae
Source: the annotation of a GenBank genome assembly